Molecule: messenger RNA, 5247 nt
Organism: Aspergillus homomorphus CBS 101889
Lineage: Eukaryota; Fungi; Ascomycota; Eurotiomycetes; Eurotiales; Aspergillaceae
Gene: tpcC
Product: non-reducing polyketide synthase tpcC
Exons: 6
Coding region: 1-5247 (1748 amino acids)
Biological process (GO): secondary metabolite biosynthetic process; fatty acid biosynthetic process
Molecular function (GO): 3-oxoacyl-[acyl-carrier-protein] synthase activity; phosphopantetheine binding; fatty acid synthase activity
Source: RefSeq, a predicted model, not a curated record
AUGAGGCCAGCCGACUUUACUCCGUCGUCUGAAGAUUCCCUCACGGCCGAGAAGGGGAUGAAGGUCGUCUAUUUCGGCAACGAGCUGAAUCACGAUAGUCUCCCGAAGCUCUGUCAGCGAUUGCACAGCUUGAGCAAAGACCGACGGCACCCGCAUUUGGCCCGGUUCAUCGAGGAAAGCACUUGGGCGGUUCGCGAUGAGAUUCGACAGCUGCGCCCCGGGCAGAAGGCCCCUAUUCCCCCGUUUGAGAGCGUUCUCCAUCUAGCUGAGCAGCCGGAGCUGUGCAAGGGCCCGCUCUGUGGGUCGAUCGAGGGCGUCCUGCUAUGUACGAUCCAGUUGGCAACGUUUAUUGGGUACUACGAAGCCGCGCCCGCCGAAUACAGCUUUGAAGCUGCCCAUACCUAUCUCACGGGCCUGGGACUGGGUCUAUUGGUGUCGACGGCGGUGUUGCUCUCCCCCACGCUGGCAGAUCUCCCCGUGGCCGGGGCUGCAGUCGUCCGUAUCGCCUUCCGUCUGGGAAUGCUGGUUUCUGACGUCUCUCAAAACCUCCAACCCACGGACGUGACAGGUGAUCCAGACUCCUGGGCCUAUGUGAUACCCAAUGUCGCUUUCCAUGAAGUGAAUGAGGAGCUGGAAAUGAUUCAUAUGCGUGAGAACACCCCGGAGACCAGUCGAAUCUUCGUCAGCGCGAUCAGUCGAAGCUCAGUGACAGUCAGUGGGCCACCGGCUCGACUCAAGCGCCUCUUCCGUAUGUCCGAUUUCUUUCGAGACCGCACCUUUAUCACGCUGCCCGUGUAUGGAGGGCUGUGCCACGCAAAGCACAUCUACAGCUUGCAGCAUGUCCGAGCAGUGGUUCAGGUCCCGGCCCUGGCCGCUUUGAACAAACGCUAUAUUUCGAGGUACCCCGUGCUCUCGACCAGUCGGGGGGAGCCCUAUCCUACCGCCGCCACGGCGACGGAGCUUUUCGAACACGUCAUUGCUGAAGUCCUUACCCAGCCCAUCGAGUGGGACAAUGUUAUCCGGGGCCUCGUGGAGCGCGCGAAGCUGCUCCCUCUAUCCGAGGUCCAAGUGACGGUGAUCCGCAAUUCACUCCCGGUCCACGACCUCAUGUCAGCCUUGCGCACUGCCAACCUGGAGGGCGUUGAGGUGUCCAUGCAGGACCUGGAGCCGUGGGCGACGAAGAGGGUCGAUGAGGAGGGAUCCGCGCCGCGGGGAUCCGCUCAAUCCAAAAUCGCCAUCGUCGGCAUGUCGUGUCGCAUGCCCGGCGGCGCGGUAGACUCGGAGAAAUUCUGGGAGCUCCUCGAGCAAGGGCUGGACGUCCAUCGUAAGAUCCCUCCAGACCGAUUCGACGUCAACAGCCAUUAUGAUCCUGCCGGAAAACGGGUCAACGCCAGCCAUACUUCCUAUGGUUGUUUUAUCGAUGAGCCCGGCCUCUUCGAUGCCCCCUUCUUUAAUAUGUCUCCUCGGGAGGCUCAACAGACCGACCCCAUGCAGCGUCUCGCGAUUGUCACGGCCUAUGAAGCCCUUGAACGCGCCGGAUACGUAGCUAACCGGACCGCCUCGUCCAACAAGCACCGGGUGAGCACGUUCUAUGGGCAAGCCAGUGAUGAUUACCGCGAGGUCAACUCAGCGCAGGAGAUCAGCACGUACUUCAUCCCUGGCGGCUGUCGGGCAUUUGGCCCGGGCCGCAUUAAUUACUUUUUCAAACUGUGGGGGCCCAGCUUUAGCAUCGAUACCGCCUGCUCCUCCAGCUUGGCCACCAUUCAGGCAGCGUGUACCGCGCUCUGGAACGGUGACACCGACACAGUGGUGGCCGGAGGAAUGAACGUGCUGACCAAUUCGGACGCCUUUGCCGGCCUCAGCCAUGGUCACUUCCUGACCAAGACUCCUAAUGCCUGUAAGACAUGGGACUGCGAGGCUGAUGGGUAUUGCCGGGCGGAUGGAGUAGGCUCUAUUGUGAUGAAGCGUCUGGAGGACGCGGAAGCUGACAAUGAUAAUAUCCUCGGGGUUGUUCUCGGGGCCGCAACCAAUCAUUCGGCGGAAGCGGUCUCUAUCACCCAUCCCCACGCGGGCGCGCAGUCCUUCCUGAGCCGACAGGUCCUCCGUAGUGCGGGGAUCAAUCCGCUGGAUGUCAGCUACGUCGAGAUGCACGGAACUGGGACGCAAGCCGGCGACGCGGAGGAGAUGAACUCGGUCAGUGAUGUCUUCGUCCCGCGCGCAAAGCGGCGGUCGCCCACGCAGCCGGUCUUUAUUGGGGCCGUCAAGGCUAAUGUUGGCCAUGGGGAGGCGGUGGCAGGUGUCACCGCACUGUUGAAGGUACUUCUGAUGUUCCAGAAAGAGACUAUCCCGCCCCACGUGGGCAUCAAGCACAGCAUCAACCCAGGAUUUCCUAAGGAUCUGGAGGAGCGCGGCUUAUAUAUUCCUUACGACAAGCAGCCCUGGCCCCGCAUCCCGGGCAAGAAGCGCAUCGCGAUGGUCAACAACUUCAGCGCAGCCGGAGGAAACUCCACGUUGGCUGUGGAGGAGGGCCCGCUUCGACCCAAGCCGGCUGGGGUGACAGACCCUCGUGGCACCCACUUGGUUGCCGUCUCAGCCAAAAGCAAGGUCUCCCUACGCGGGAAUCUCGAGCGGCUCCUGGGCUUUGUGGAAGCCCACCAGGACCUAGUCCUGUGCGAUCUGGCCUACACGACCACGGCGCGUCGAUAUCACCACAAUCACCGAGUCGUGGUCCCGACUUCGGAUGUCGCGCAUUUGCAGAAGCAACUGUCUACCCACCUGGAAUCAGUCGACACCCUUCAGCCGAUUCCCGCCACCGGCCCGCCCUCUAUUACCUUUGCCUUUACUGGGCAGGGAGCGUCGUACCGUUCAUGUAACCUCCAGCUCUUCGCAGACUCCCCAUACUUCCGCUCCCAGAUUCUCCAUCUAGACGGCAUCGCCCGGGGACAAGGAUUUCCCUCUAUCAUCCCUGUCCUAGAUGGAUCCCAUCCCCAGGACUAUGAGCACCCCCCUGUCGUCACCCAGCUAGCCUUGGUCUGUACGGAGAUUGCCCUCGCCAAAUAUUGGGCCUCCUUAGGCGUCCAGCCGGACGUGGUGGUGGGACAUAGUCUCGGGGAGUAUACAGCCCUCUACGUGGCGGGGGUUCUAUCAGCCAGCGACGCGAUCUUCCUGGUGGGAAGGCGUGCGUGCCUGCUGCAGGACAAAUGCCAGCGCGGGAGCCACCAGAUGAUGGCGGUUCGCACCCCGCUGGCACAGAUCGAGCGGAUCGCGGGCGCUCUGCCGUACGAGAUCGCCUGCCUGAACAGCCCUGAAGACACCGUCCUCAGCGGGACACGCGAGGAAAUAGCGGCGGUGGCCAAGCUGCUGGAGGCAGAGCGAUGCAAGUACAUGAUCCUAGAGGUGGCUUUUGCUUUUCACUCACCGCAGAUGGACCCCAUCCUCGACGAGUUCGAGGCGCUCGCGGCCACCGGUGUGGUCUUCCACCCGCCGAACAUCCCGGUGAUCUCGCCGUUGCUGGGCAAGGCGGUCUUCGAUGAGAAGACAAUCAACGGCGCCUACCUGCGGCGUGCGACGCGUGAUUGUGUGAAUUUCGUCGCCGCCCUGGAGACAGCGCAGCGUAUCGGCACCGUGGACGAGACCACCGUCUGGGUCGAGAUCGGCCCGCAUCCGGUCUGUGUUGGCCUCGGGGCACUCCACUGCGCCGGGGUCGCGGUCGACUGGAAUGCCUUCCACCAGCCCUUCGAACGCGCCCUGCGGCUUUUGGAUCUCCCGACCUACAGCUGGAACAAUAAGAACUACUGGAUCCAGUACAACGGGCGAUGGGCGCUCACGAAGGGAAACAUCUUCUACGAGGAGCCCGGCCCAGAGACCAAUCCCCCUGCAGCGGUAACCUCAAGCCUGAAGACGUCCACCGUCCAACAGGUCAUCGAGGAGCAUUUCGACGGUAAUGCAGGCUCAGUGGUCAUGCAGUCGGAUCUGAUGCAGCCAGACUUCCUGGCCGCAGCCCAUGGCCACAAAAUGAACGGACGAGGUGUGGUCACCUCGUCGAUUCACGCCGAUAUCGCGUUCACCUUAGGGGAAUAUCUCUACCACAAGCUCAUCCCUGACGGCGAACCGCACAUGAACAUCGCCAACCUGGAAGUCCUGCAGGGGCUGGUGGCGCAGGAGAGCAAACAGGGGCCGCAGCUGAUCCGAGUGUCGGUGAGCACGGCGGACAUCCGGUCCGGCCAGGCGCAGCUGCAAUGGCACAACGUCGUCCAGGGCCGGGUGGAGGAGCCCUUCGCGAGCGCCACCGUCUACUACGAGGCGGCCAGCGCCUGGAUGACCUCGUGGCGGCCGGUGACGCACUUUGUGGAGGGGCGGAUCCAGGCCCUCGACCAGCUGGCCGACGCGGGCGUCGCCAACCGCUUCACGCGGCGCAUGGCCUACGGGCUCUUCGCCAGCAGCCUCGUCGACUACGCCGACAAGUACCGCGGCAUGCAGUCGGUCGUGCUCCAUGAGCUGGAAGCCUACGCUGAGGUCACCCUGACGUGCGAGAAAGGGGGCGUGUGGACGGUGCCUCCCUACUUCAUCGACAGCGUCGCCCAUCUGGCCGGCUUCAUUAUGAACGUCUCUGACGCGCAUGAUACCCAGACCUAUUUCUCAGUCACGCCUGGAUGGGGCUCCAUGCGGUUCGCCGCCCCGCUCGUCGCCGGUGAGCGAUACCGCUCGUAUGUCAAGAUGAUUGCUACUCCUGAUGACCCCAGUGUCUUCCUCGGUGAUGUCUACGUCUUCCACAAGGAGACAAUUGUGGGUAUGGUCGGGGGGAUCAAGUUUCGGCGCUAUCCGCGUCUCCUGUUGAAUCGUUUCUUCUCCGCCCGCUCCUCCGACGCAACCGCAAAGGUUUCGCAUGCCCCGACCAGCGAUCCAGCCCCGACCAGCGCUCCAGCUCCAGCGAGCGCUUCAGCUCCAUCCAAGGUAGCCCCGGCCAAGGCACCUCCGGCUACGGACGGAGGCGCCCAAACAGCAGAUCCCAGCGCUAACAGUACCGCUGCCAAAGCGCUGGCCCUGGUGGCGGCAGAGGCCGGUCUUGCAAUUGGUGAUCUCAAGGACAGCGCCUCCUUCGCCAGCUUAGGUGUCGAUAGUCUGAUGAGUUUAGUGAUUUCGGAGAAGUUUAGGGAGACGCUGGGGGUGACCGUCUCCGGCAGCUUGUUCCUAGAGUACCCGACGGUGGGCGACUUGAAGAGCUGGCUACUGGAGUACUACAGCUGA